AUGACUAAAUUUCAUAAAGCAAUACAAUAUGAUCAUCGAAUUGUAAUAAACGACCUUAAUUAUGGAAAUUUGCAAUUCUUGCAAUUUUUACACCAAUCAGAGCUUAAAACACCGCCCAUAAAAAGGAAAAGAAUUAAUGUGAUGAAUACAACAGCAGCAUCGUCUUCUUCCACUAUUAAUUCGAUGAAUUUUGAUUUUGCCUCAGGCUCUAGAUCAUCAUUUCAUGAUUCGCUGCAAUCUGAUGAUCAUCUGCAAAGAUUGGCUCAAAUGGCUCAAGGUGUAGGUCAUAAUAAAUCUGAAAAUAGUGAUGAUAUUAAUUCUGCGCAUGUUGAUCAAUCAUUAUAUCAAUCUGCUGCAGCAGCCUAUGUACAUCAAUACGGAAAUUGGCCAAAUGCGUAUUAUCAGCAAUUUGGCCAGCCAAUGAAUCCCGCAGCGGCAGCAGCUGCAUUUACUGCUUGGCCACCACAGUGCUACGCUCCGCCGCAUUGGCCAAAUUAUGCUCAAUCAAAAAAAGGUCGACAAACAUAUCAACGCUAUCAAACAUCAGUACUUGAAAGCAAAUUCCAACAAAGCAGUUAUGUUAGCAAGAAACAACGCGAAGAAUUACGACUUCAAACAAAUUUAAGCGAUCGACAAAUUAAAAUAUGGUUUCAAAAUAGGCGAAUGAAAGCAAAAAAAGAGAAAAAUCGAACAGAAGAGCAAAAUUGUGAACAUUCUGCUUUAUUGCCCGCUAAUCCACCUAAAAAUUUAAUUGAUAAUGAUAAUAAUGAUAAUAAAAAAUCAGCUACAUGGUGUAUACCUCCAUCACAAAACUGGAUUAAUACGGCUCAUCCACCACCACCACCACCGCCACCUCAUCAUUCAUCAUAUAUUCAAUAUCCUAUUUAUAGAAAAAGAGGCAGACAAACUCGAGAACAAACUCUCGAACUCGAAAAAGAAUUUCAUUAUAAUAAAUAUUUAACAAGAAGACGUCGGAUUGAAUUAAAUAGAACAAUUGGACUUAGUGAACGACAAAUUAAAAUUUGGUUUCAAAAUCGAAGAAUGAAAAAGAAAAAAGAAGAAAAAAAUCGUGGAAAUGUUAAUGAAGAGCACAGGAAUAUUUUAUAA
Molecule: messenger RNA, 1107 nt
Organism: Dracunculus medinensis (Guinea worm)
Lineage: Eukaryota; Metazoa; Nematoda; Chromadorea; Rhabditida; Dracunculidae
Source: the annotation of a GenBank genome assembly